GAAAUUCAGAAGAACCCUUGCGUGAAAUCCAAAUUCAGAGUGAAAUUCGGAAGAAACCUUGGUGAAAUUCAGAAUAAAUCCCAAUCUAAUGACUCCUCGUGUCGACGAUUUCGGCAAUCUCUCUUCCACCGAUGAUGACGACGAUGACGACGGCUUCAAGGAGGAUAUGGCCGCGCUCUCCCGAGCCUGCAGGAUUGUUGUUCCAGGCGCCAAAGAUAAUUCUGCCGCCGAAGACGGAGUUCCGUCGGAGGACCCGCCCAUUGACGCCAGCACCGCCACUGUUUCGGUUGCCACCGACUCGGACUCAGACGGCCAGGACGACCUUGAAUGUCUCAAGAGAGUGCAGAGCCUCUACCAGCCUCUAUCCGUUCUUCCGCCGCUUGCGCCGUUGGCCUUGUCUGACGAUGACGACGACUUGGAUGACCUCGAGACGGUGCGUGCCAUCAUGAGAAGGUUUGGCGACUACAACGAAGGUUUGCGUGAAGAUGGAAAGAAAGUAUUGGUUGAGGAGGAUCAGACCUCCAGCAUGGGCUGUGAGGGUGACGUUGCUAAUGGCUCAACCCAUAACGAAUCAGAUGGUGGUGAAUUAUAUCCUAUUUCUCAAGAUCCUAAUGAGGUUGCCACAGAGGAGUUGAUUGAAAACAUUGAAAUGCAGCUUAGUGAAUUUGUUGAGAGUUCUGAAGCCGAUGCCGGGGAGUCAUCUAGAUUACCACAGAAAAGAUUGAGCUUUCCUCCUGUUGUUCAGUGCUUUAUUGAUGCCAUUAAGAAAAAUAGGGAUUUGCAGAGAUUUCUUAGAGGUAAGUUGAUUGAGCUUGAGGCUAAAAUUGAGGAAAACAAAAAGAUAAGGAAUAGAGUAAAAGUUCUUAAGGACUUCCAGGCUUCGUGCAAUAGAAGAACAGGGAAUGUGUUAUCACUGAAAAAAGAUCCACGUGUUCAAUUAAUAUCUGCAAAAAAGUCUUCUGUUCCAAAGAAAUCUAAGAAGCAAAAAAGGGUACCUGCAAUGUGUUAUGGCCCAGAAGAAAAUUCACGUGCCGCUAAUUAUAGAAUGGUAUUGGAAAGAUUUCCACUUUCAUUAGAUCGGAAAAAAUGGUCCAAGGUAGAAAGGGAAAAUCUUUUGAAGGGAAUUAAGCAACAGUUCCAAGAAAUGGUGCUUGAAUUCUCACUUUCAAUUGAUAGAACUAGUUCAGAGGAAUUGCUUCGGGAGGCAGAUGACAUGGAUAAUAUAAUUGCAUCUGUUAAAGAUCUUGAAGUCACACCAGAGAGGAUUAGAAAAUUUUUGCCUAAAGUUAAUUGGGAUCUUAUAGCUUCCAUGUAUGUUGGUGGCCGUACUGGUGCUGAAUGUGAAUCAAGGUGGUUGAAUUAUGAAGAUCCUUUGAUCAACCAAGGUGCGUGGACUAAGGAAGAGGACAAGUCCCUUUUACUUAUUGUACAAGAUACAGGUAUCAGGAAUUGGUUCGAAAUUGCUGCAUCAUUGGGCACAAGCAGGACUCCAUUUCAAUGCUUGUCACGAUUCCAAAGGAGCUUAAAUCCUUCCAUGCUAAAUAGUGAAUGGACUGAGGAAGAAGAUGCUCAACUCUAUUCUGCUGUGACGUAUUUUGGUGAUGGCAAUUGGCAGUAUGUGGCUUCUGUUUUAGAACGGCGGACAGGAACCCAAUGCUCAAAUAGAUGGAAAAAAUCCCUUUGUCCUGAAAAGAAAGGGAGCUUUACACAAGAGGAGGAUAUACGCUUAACAGUAGCAGUCAUGCUUUUUGGACGGAAAUGGAAUCAAAUAGCUAAAUAUGUUCCUGGCCGGAUCCAAUCUCAGUGUAGGGACAGAUACCUCAAUAGUCUGGAUCCUUCUUUGAAAUGGGGUGGAUGGACUGAGGAGGAGGAUUUAAGACUAGAAGCUGCAAUUGCCAAGCAUGGAUAUUGUUGGUCUAAGAUUGCUGAAGAAGUGCCUCCCCGUACUGAUUCACAGUGCCGAAAGAGAUGGAAGGUGUUAUGUCCUGAACAAGUUCCUUUGCUUCAAGAAGCAAGAAAGAAGCAAAGGUCUAUCAUUAGUUGUAACUUCGUUGAUCGAGAAUCUGAACGGCCAACCAUUACAAUUGAUGACUUUAUGCCUUUAAUUGCGUUAGCUCCAAAAUCCGAUAUUGGUGAUUCAAAACUUCCCAAGAAGCGCAAGUCAAGCAAUGUUUCCAAGAAAACAAGCUCUAAGAAACGUGCAAAAAGAACUCGACGUUGUGCCAAAGAAGUACGAGAUACAGAAGUAUACAACGAUGAUGAGUUAUACGAAGAAUCUGCAUGCAGCAAUCUUCCCAAGAAGAACACGAAUUCCAAAAGGCAUACAAAAAGAAGUAAAAACUGUCCCCAGGAAUUAGUGGAUAUAUCUUGUAGUGACAAGGUCGAGACUUGCAUUGAGGGUUCAGAAAACCAAUCUACCUGUAUUGCGAAUUCGGAAAAUCAAGAUUGGGACGGCAUGACCCUUUCGUCUUUUAUACGCAACAAAUCAAACGAGAUGUUAUCUAGAUUUACCAAAAAAUUGAGUCAGAUUUCCUUCUCCUCUAGGAUUACAGAUGUUCCUGAGCAGGUUGAAAGUCAAAAUCCAUCUGAUGACCAAAGCGGCUCGUCUGAGUCAUGUGAUACUGUUGGAACUAUAAAUUUGUUUGUGCCGCCGAAUAUUGCUUCUGAUGGACGAGUUAGAAACCAAGAGGAUACAAAUGCUUUGACUGGUGAUGAUAACGACGACCAUAUGACCCUUGCAUCCUUUCUAGGAAACAAACCAAAGAAAAAGUGUGAACCUAAAGGACAUCACGUAUGCUCUUCCAAAUUGGACACAGGAUCUGCAUUACGAAAUGAAGAACAUUGUGCAAGCAUGCCAACCAUCAUAUCUGAUGACAGUGGGUCAAUGUCAUAUCAUGUUGAUGCGAUGGAGACUGUUUUACGUGCUUGUGUUGAUAAACCAAUGGAUACCAUUGUGGAAGAAAAGGAUGAUGAGCUUUUUACUUCCCACGUGCAAAACCGGCCAAGGAGGGAACGAAAACGUCCCAGUAGAUUUUUGUAGGCAGGUAAACUUUAUUGUUUCCCAAUACGAGAUAUGAAUAGAAGACAUUUGACUAAAUUUUGUACCAAAUUAUAUUAGGUAGUGGCUAAUCUGUAUACAAAAGCUGGAGUACAUGAAAGCCCACUUUAUCAUGAUCAUAAGUAGUGAGUCGUUUUUGUUUAGUUUUGGGCCUAUAUACAGAUUUUCCGCCUGGAGUAUUUUUGUAAAUUGAUCUCUUCCCAUUUUGUA
Vigna radiata var. radiata (mung bean) is the source of this 3268-nucleotide messenger RNA. RefSeq lists its product as uncharacterized. Lineage: Eukaryota; Viridiplantae; Streptophyta; Magnoliopsida; Fabales; Fabaceae. The transcript is spliced from 9 exons. Bases 89 to 3040 code for a protein of 983 amino acids. The record is from RefSeq and is a predicted model, not a curated record.